Molecule: messenger RNA, 3527 nt
Organism: Penicillium brasilianum
Lineage: Eukaryota; Fungi; Ascomycota; Eurotiomycetes; Eurotiales; Aspergillaceae
Source: the annotation of a GenBank genome assembly
AGGCACGCUCACCUCACAACGAUCUCUUCUUUUUCCCGUUACCCAAUCCUACCGUAUCUUUGCAUACUCUGACCUUGAACUCUCACAUCUGGCUACUCAAAACCACAAUAGGGGCCUUCUAGCCCCGCUCAAUCCUUGGACCUGUUGCUGCCCCGCUACGAUAUCUUGAGAGUCAAGAUGUUGAGCGACGGUGAGGUCUCGGAUGAUCCGAAUAUGGUGGUGAUUCCCGUUGAGGACGAGAAAAGCGACGGGAAGAAAUCUACAUGGCCAGUGAAUGGUCCAGAUGCCCGGUUCAUUUACCGAAUCCGUGAUGACGAAGGCUGGCGCAUCGGUCUCGCCCAAAUGUGGGUAGAGAAGCAGAUGGGUGCUUUAGAGGAUGGCAUAACUUACAUCCUGGAAAAGCUGCCUGAGGGCUAUGUGUUAAUGGACCGCCCUCGAGGAACUGAUCAGAAGGUCCGUGAUAGCUUCCUCUUUGGGCAUCCAACCGGAAGAUAUUUUCAGUCUCGUGUCACCUUCUUCGUGCACUUCUAUUGGCUUAUGACAGAUCGAGCUGAGCCAUGCGAGUGUAAGCUCUGCUCCAGGCAGAAACAGUCUGGUUCCAAACCGCUUGGGGAGUUUAGGCCGCGAAAGCGGCGCACCAAAGCUGAGAUGGAGGCCGACAGGGCCAGAUUGGCGGGCGCCGGCCAGGCGGGCGUCAGCGCAAGACCUGUUUUCCGCAAACUGCCCGGAGAUGAUGAAGGCCCCGAUUAUUGGAAAGUUCAUGUCAUGGAUCUUAAAGAAAAGGGCACCCUCGACGAGGAAGUUGAUCAUUCUCUGAACCUGGACUGGGUUCUUACCCAUGACUUCCUGACCGACUAUUUCGUUCGUCUCACGCUCCAACCGGCCUUUGUCCCCCGCCGGGGCGAAAUUGUCCUCUGGACCCACAACCUCGACGGCAGACUUGAGUUUAACCCACAGACCGAGGCCAUUGAAAUGCGUGCUGAAGAUGGUAAAUGGCUCGGCAUGCCAGAUUGGCGUGCCGGUGUGGUCACGCAGGUUUCAGAAGAGGAGUCAAACUAUCUCGACAUCAUCCAGGAAACCAAGAAGAAGCAACCUGUAUCGUACUCUGGAUUCCGCGUCGAGACUCUGCCCAACCCACUUGACGACGACAAGUCGUACUCGCUGCACUACAAAUAUGUGCCAUUGAAUUGCAUCAAGCCCUUUGGCGCCUUCGAGCGCUUCCUUUACCCUACCCCUCGCGAGAAGCUGCACCCAUCCAUUGAGAACGCGAUGACAACCAUGGCGUCGUACAGCCUGCUGCACAAAUUCCGAUUCAGUGGAACCUGGCCAAACGCCCGCAUCGACUGCAAGGGCAUUUUCAUCGGUCCGGAGCUCCUCGCCGUCUCGGACACCGCGCGCUUGAAGCCUUUCGGUAUGAAGGCCGAAGAUAUUGAGGAGAACCCGGGUCAAGUGAAGACAGAUCUGGGACCCACUGUCACUGACGUGAUGGUCAUCGAAAAGAUCUGGCUCCAACUCGAGAAUUGCAAUGCCGACCCGAACGACGAGCAACUCGCACAGAAGAUGGUUCCCUACAUCGCGGGCAAAGUGUACACUCGCGAUCAACACCGGCUGAACCGUGUUAUGCCAUUUGAUGCGGAUCCUUUGGAGAAACUCACCCCUAAGGAGGUUGAUGACUCGUUCCCGCAGGUGGGCAUGCGUGUCUAUGGCCGGUGGUACCGCGUUGCGGGGGGUAAGACCUGCGUUGUAUCCCCAGGUAUGAUUAUCGGUCGAUGCUACGAACCCGAGGCCACCCAUUUGCACUACGGAACCUUUGAUCUGGACUACGAUCUACAUGGUAUCCUGAGCGGCAGACGGUACUCUGUUCGAGUCGAUGCACGAAUCCCCCCCGGCCUUGAAUUUUUCUGGGGCGACAAUCGCGUCGAGACCCUCGGUCUUGCAACCAUGAACGGGGUGGAAGUGGGACCGGCUGCAGAACAGCGUGACGACCCGGUGCGCUGGCAGGCCAUUCUUCGGAUUUUGCAGGGAAGCACGUCCGAUGUCGAUGUGCGUCUUGCAGAUUUGGGAGCCUCCAAGGGAGUCGGACGUCCGCGUGCGAAGAAGACGUUCAGCGAGGUCAGCAAGCUGAGCAAGCUCGUUAGCACCGGGCUGGGCGCAGGGACUGAGAACGAAGAUAACGGGGAAGGACCUGCAGAUACGGGCGACAGUACUCCAACUCCGCCAUCGGAAAUGGAUCUCUCGGAGUCGGAGUUGACAGCACCGAUUCCAUUCCGCGAGCCAAGCGAGGGACCCGAAUACGUACCUUGAACGUUCUGGGGUUUAAUAUCUUUCUGGCGUCGCAGCGGAGCACUUGCUUUCGCUAGCCUGUACUCAACAAACUACGACUGUUCCUGAGCAAACUGGAGGGUCCGCUUAUCCCCAUCUCCUACUUGGGCGCAGGGGGCGCCUUGAUAUUUUCUAAUGAAUAGACUGGGAAAUUCGUACACCGAGACACUAUCAUAGUACUCCAUCCAAUAUUCAUGCAGGUGGUCGACGACCUCUGCACCAUAGGUAUUCAAGCAUUUACCAUUGUCAUUAACGAACAUCAAUCACAUAAUAUAUCUCCUCCAUAACUUCCCUAUUUACAUCCCUACCAAACCCAGUAGGUUUCUGACCACACCUAAUAAUUCUUCGCAACAACCCCCCUCGCAAACUCCGCAAAAGUCAAUCCCUCCUGCACCUCCUCCCCAAGAUUCGGCUGCGUAAAGACCGCCAACGUAUUCCUAGCAAUUCUCUCUUUCCCACCCACACACUUAGCCCCCUUCACAAAAUGCGGCACCGCCCUAAACUUCCCCUUGGUAAUAAGCUGCAGCGCCUCCCCAGUCUGGAACGCAAGGCAGUCCCGGGGGAUGUUCACCUUGACGACCGUGCCCGUGCGCGAGCGGAUGUACAGACCGGCAGACGGAUCGGGGGAUUGGGGUAGUUCGGGAAGGGAGGUUGUUGGCGUCGGAUCCGGGAUAGGGAGGGUGGAUGCUUCGUCGAGGAACAUGGCCGAUGUGAGGCCCGUUAGACAGCCGUGGUCGACGUGUGUGGCGCACCAGUCGUCAUCCUCCUCCUCGGGUGUAGCAUCGUCGCUCCCCUGUGUAGACGACGAUGGCUCUGCGGGGAAGUAAUGCAACAGUCGGGCCUUUGUCGUGAGACUGGUCUUGACGACGUGCGCUAGAUAACCCGGCUUGUAGCCGUCGAUGUUUGCCUCGGCGUAGCGAUCGCAUGCCUUCGCUACCAGUGCAGCGGUGUCAAUGAUCAGCGAGCAGAGGGCUUCUACGCUGGGUCUGAAACUGGGCAGUUUGCGCUCUGGAGGCCAGAUGUUUGGCGCCGUGUACUGGGGUACAUCGGGGAAGCCGUCGGCGGGGGCGUUUUGCAGAGCGGCGUCUUGGUAGAAGGCGCAGUUGACGUAGUAGGAGCCCUUGAGGGUGUCGAAGGUUCCUGAUUUGAGAGUUUCUUUGCCACAGGACCAGCCGACCAGAUAGUUGGAUUCGGGGCUUUCGAGG